GCUAUGCCAGUUUGAUGCCAGUCAUAAAAGUCCGUCUCGGCGGGAGGCUGUGCUUUGUGGGGCUGCGGACGCGCUAAACACGCGGACAGUGCUGGUUUCGGACUCGAAAAUGACCAGUUACCUUUGCGAGGUUCAGAAAACUUCUAUGAGGCAAUCACUUGCAGUCCAGUAAUCAAGCCAACAACAUGGUGACCAAAACAAACAAACCUGUCUCAAGAUAAGCGCCAAUCCUUCGUAGUUUUUACAGGAAGAGGAUCGCCAUAUAUCCCAUGGCAAAAUGUGAACGUUUGCAGUGCAAGAAUCUUGCCAAGAUGUCAGUUAUCUACAACACCAGGAAUGCGUUCUUCAUGCUGUGCUUGCUGCAAAGUGCUCUGAGUUGUUUGGAUGAUCAGAAGGUUGAAGUGGGGCACAAGUUUUCGGUUGAAGAGCUGUUGAGUGUGGUGUUCCAGAAGAAGACUUCUGGAGAUGUUGAUUUGGAUCCUUGCAAAGCAGGCAGUUUUUUGGGAGAUAUAGCACUGCCAGACGAGGAAAUAGCGCCCAAACCCAAAUUAAAACACUCGCUACUGCAAGAAGAAUUGGAAAAAUACAAACAAGAGGUCCUGGAAGGUUUACAAAUUGAAGAAGAAGGCUUGAACGAGUUCAAUCGGAAGAUUUCGAAACAACCACCUGAUGUUUUCGGUUAUAGCAACGGAAAUGAUCCAUUAGACGACCUGGGGACGCCUCAACGCAAAUCGUAUUCACUAAAAUCAUACGCUUUCAAUACAAAAUCACCCAAAAGGAAGAAUAGUAGUGAGGAGGUCGAGUUAAGGGAUCAGAACAAGAGAAAACACCAUAAUUCUACCUUGGAGGACGGUGUGAGGCAUCAGAGAAGGAAACGACAUCAAAACAGAAGAAAAAGAAGAAAAAACAAAGCUCAAAAUACCACUCCACGUCAUCAAGAAACACCGAUUCAUGAGUUUGAGCCUCAUUUCGAUUUGAAACGCAAAUCUACAGAUAGUCUGAGGGUGCUGAGAAGGAUUACAAGAGCUGCAACAGCUCGGAAAGAAAGAGUUUGGGACUAUGGAGUUAUUCCUUAUGAAAUUGACGGAAAUUUCAGUGGAUUGCACAAAGCGCUGUUUAAGCAGGCCAUGAAGCAUUGGGAGAAUUUUACUUGUGUAAAGUUUGUGGAAAGGAAUAGGGAUGAACAUCAGAACUACAUCAUUUUUACUGAGAGGCCUUGCGGAUGUUGUUCCUUUGUGGGAAAACGUGGAAAUGGUGGCCAAGCAAUCAGCAUUGGGAAAAACUGCGAUAAAUUUGGAAUUGUAGUCCAUGAACUAGGUCACGUGGUGGGUUUCUGGCAUGAACAUACCAGACCUGACAGGGAUAACCAUGUUAACAUCAUAAGAGAGAACAUUAUGAGUGGACAAGAAUACAACUUCAACAAACUCAACGAAGAAGAAGUCAACUCCCUAGGCCUAACCUACGACUACGAUUCGAUUAUGCACUAUGCUAGAAAUACCUUUUCCAAAGGAACCUAUCUGGACACCAUCCAACCAGUUGAUAUGCCUGGAAAAAAACGUCCAGAGAUUGGACAAAGAGUCAGACUGAGCGAAGGAGACAUUGCCCAAACUAACUUGUUAUACAAAUGCCCCAAGUGUGGUAGGACAUACCAGUUGAAUUCUGCUACUUUUGCUGCUCCGUCCUUUAAUACUGAUAAGAUUCCUGAAGAUGGUAUUAAGUGUGAGUGGAGAAUUACAGCAACACAUGGAGAAAAAAUAGUUUUAAACAUCACAGAGCUGGAUAUCGAGAAAUCACCUGAUUGUAAAGAAGAUUACUUGGAGAUCCGUGAUGGGUAUUGGCACAAAUCAACCAUUUUAGGAGUAUUUUGUGGUACUGGACAGAUUCCUUCAAUCACAUCGACUGGAAGCAGAAUGUUAGUGACCUACGUGACUAGAAAACCGAGUGGACAUAGAGGUUUUAUUAUUAAUUACGAAGCAAUGUGCGGAGGUGAGUUCUUCAUAGACACUGAAGGACAUCUGGAGUCACCAAACUAUCCUGAAGAGUACCAACCUAACAAAGAAUGUAUCUGGAGGAUCACUGUACCAGAAAACUACCAAGUAGCGCUAAAAUUCCAAAGUUUUGAUGUCGAAAACCACGACAACUGCGUCUAUGAUUACGUAGAGAUCCGUGACGGCAUAACAUUCGACUCUCCAAUCAUUAAAGUAUAUUGUGGACACAAAGUACCAGGAGAUAUAAUUUCCACCUCGAAUAAGAUGUUGGUGAAGUUUGUAUCGGACAGUUCAGUACAAAAAGGCGGGUUUUCUGCUAAUAUAAUGAAGGAAUACGAUGAAUGCUCAAAAGUAGAUCAUGGAUGUGCCCAACAAUGCGUUAAUACUCUUGGCAGUUACGUUUGUACCUGUAGGUUGGGUUUUGAGCUACAUUCUGAUGGGAAAAAUUGUGAAGGCGCUUGUGGAGGCAUGUUUGAGAUACCCAAUGGUACAAUUACAUCACCAUCAUUUCCAGAUUUGUACCCAUUCAACAAAAACUGCGUUUGGGAAAUAGUGGGUCAACCAAAUCACCGAAUAACCCUUAAUUUCACUCAUUUUGAUUUGGAGGGAAACAACAAUGCUCAACAGCAGCAAUGCGAGUAUGAUCGCGUGGAUGUUUUCAGUAAGUUGAAAGAAGGUAGAAUGAGGAAGCAUGGUUCUUUUUGUGGUUCAAAGGCUCCAGCAUUGAUAACUUCUGAAGGAAAUAUGAUGAGGGUAGUGUUUUAUUCGGACACUAGUGUUCAGAAGACUGGAUUCGCUGCAGUGUUCUAUGCUGAUAUGGAUGAGUGUGCUAUCAAUCACGGCAACUGCCAGCAUGAAUGUGUCAACACUUUAGGUUCAUACAAAUGCGUGUGUCAUAACGGUUACACACUGCACGAAAACGGUAAAGAUUGUAAAGAAGGAGGUUGCAAGUACGAAAUCUCUACUCCUUAUGGCACUUUAGGCAGUCCAAACUAUCCAGACUAUUAUCCAGCAAGAAAAGACUGUGUAUGGCAUUUCAGCACAACUCCUGGCCAUAGAGUUAAAAUAGUGUUCCAGUUUUUCGAGUUGGAGCCCCACCAAGAGUGUGCUUAUGACCAUGUGGAUUUUUAUGAUGGUUCUUCGGCAGAAGGUCGAUCUUUGGGACGGUUUUGUGGUUCCAAGUUGCCUCCCUGGAUCGUGGCCAGUGGAAACCAACUUUUUAUGACUUUUAGAUCGGACACUAGUGUUCAAAGGAACGGAUUUUGGGCUACACAUUCUACAGUUUGCGGAGGUAUGCUACAUGCUACAGUGGACAAAAAACAUAUAUACUCGCACGCCAAGUUUGGGAGCUCAGAUUAUGACCAAAGAGCUGAUUGUGACUGGACCAUAGAAGCCUCAAUGGGCUACAAUGUUCGUCUCUCAUUCCUAACUUUUGACGUAGAAGACGAAAAAGACUGUGGAUACGAUUAUGUGGAGAUUUUUAGUGGUUUAGACUCCAGUGGUCCAUCCUACGGAAAAUUUUGCGGCACUAAAAAACCUUUCGACAUAACCUCCACCCACGAGGCUCUCCUGAUCAGAUUCAGAUCAGACGAUACGAUCAGCAGCAAAGGUUUCAGCUUGGUUUACGAUGCUGUAGAACAGUCUUUUAGCGAAGAAGAAGAAAUUUAAUAUUGAUUUUUCGAGCUGGAUCAAUGAUUAGUUCACUUUACGGCUAAGAGAUGGCGCCAGGAGCGUUUAGUUUCGAUUUUCUCCACUAGAUCUCGCUAGUUAAGGUGUUCGGUGCGGUUUUUUCGAUGAAAAACUUAUGGAAUGAAUAUUAUAAUAGUGAUGUACUGGUUAAUUUAAAUUAAUUUAUUGUAAUUUUGUUUGCGUUUUCUAAUUCUAGUACUUAAGCAAGUUUCGUACGUGUGCAUGAUGUGACGAAUCCAUUUAAAAAUAUACUGAGUGUCGGUAGUUUUACUAUUAAUAGGAAUUCGAAGAAAAUUAAAACGUAUCGGAUAAUAUGUUGUAAAUAUUUCGGUUUAUUAGUUGAGGAUAAUUUUUUCGUGUAAUAAUAAAAUAAACGGUUUAAAAUAUA
Messenger RNA from Sitophilus oryzae (rice weevil), 4065 nucleotides. RefSeq names its product tolloid-like protein 2 (gene tok). Lineage: Eukaryota; Metazoa; Arthropoda; Insecta; Coleoptera; Curculionidae. Gene Ontology annotation, molecular function: zinc ion binding; metalloendopeptidase activity; calcium ion binding. Bases 270 to 3656 code for a protein of 1128 amino acids. The record is from RefSeq and is a predicted model, not a curated record. The transcript is spliced from 17 exons. Gene Ontology annotation, biological process: proteolysis.